Rhipicephalus microplus (southern cattle tick) is the source of this 1610-nucleotide messenger RNA. RefSeq lists its product as uncharacterized. Lineage: Eukaryota; Metazoa; Arthropoda; Arachnida; Ixodida; Ixodidae. Gene Ontology annotation, molecular function: metal ion binding. The record is from RefSeq and is a predicted model, not a curated record.
AUGGCGCUCGUAAUUACGUCAGCGCAAGCGAUUCAUAUCGAGGAGCUUGGGGCUCCCACACGCGCGAAGCGUCCAGAUUUCAAGGAAACGAGGCGCACGAUAGUCAUCAGCAAGCACACCACGGGACCACGCAGGCCAGCACUAUCAGUUGUGAAGCGUACCGUCUUGGAACAGGAGACCGCUGUCAGUUCGAGUACUCCUGACAUGGAGUUAGAAGUCGGCAACGUCGUCCGGAGACUGGAUGAUUUUAUCGCCAGAGACAUGACGGUGUCGGACGAACUGGAUCUCUCCGCUGACGAUGUGCUGGAGGGCUUGGACGGUGACCUCGGCUUGCUGUGACACAGCUGGAUAUUUCAUGAUUGACUUGGCAUAGCGCUCCUGAACGAUGGAAUCGCACAUUUUCCGUCGCCUAGUGGCAGUGCUGUCCCCAGAUAUUGGUGUGCACAAGCGCUAAGCCAUCUGAUCCACGUGCAUAACUUCCUGGACCCCAUUCCUCAUUUUAUUAUUUUUUGGAGUAAUGACGAUGAAGAAAGUUCCAUGGUAGCAUUGCUCAACCUACACUGAAUCAAGUACAACGAGGUGUUGAAUGAAUCGUCGACUCAUCUUGGAACGCAGCAACGCCGGAGGGACGAGUGUUCUCAGGGUUUGGCUAUAGUGAAUUUACGCGGUAGUUUUCUUUUGUGCGCAUAUCUUUGCACUUCGUAUUGUUUUUCUUUUUUGGAAUGAGCUUAUAAUUUUCUUUUUGUAGUUGCUGCGUUAUAGCAUCCUGUUCUUGUAAUAUAGCAUUCAAUUGUGUUCUUUUUUUUACUUUUUUACCUCUGGUGUACAUAAUUGUACAUACACGCAAUAACAACGUUUCAUCGUGUGUGUGAGACUGUGAGUUCUGUGGGCCGUUCUGUAUGUUUGUAUAGUCGUUAAUAUAGAUAGGGCUGACGAGUUCACUUGUUCAAGCAGUGUAGAGGACGUGGCGUCUGGUUUAUAGGAAGCGUAAGCUUCGAUCUGUUACAUGGCGGUAUGCAAAAACAGUAAAUGUAGCGUAGAGUGUUUAUUCAGCGUGUAAGUGGUUGCGCUUCGAAUGACGAUUUCGUUUCACGUAAUUGUUUGUUGCGCACAGCGCAAAAACAAACAAAAAAGGGUUUUGUAUCGAAUGCGUCAGGUGAUGAAUAGGAAGAAUAUGUGUAUUCUUUCUUUUUCUGAAAGUGUACCUAAAGCUAGUUCUAAUUUUUACAUUUUUUUGUACGUUCAUUAAACAUUUAUGUGAACUUCAAAUUACGGAAGUGCAAUAUCUGAAGCGCACACCAGUCUGUUAUUUUGUGCCCUUGUCAGUUUUGUGUUGCGUGCCGUGAUACGGCGUUUCAUUGAGUGCAAAUUUUGUCUGGUUUUGCUAUUUUCAUAUGUUGAUGAAUGAUUUUGAAGUUCAUCCUCGUCUGUUUCUCACCGUUUUUUUUUAGUUUUCUUUUUCUGCCGGACUACCUUGAGAGUUUUCAUUUGAACGCGACUGCAUGUUCAGUCCGUGUUUUCAUCGUGAAUCGAGCAAAGAUGUUGAAACGGUUUAGGUUAAGCUCGAUCGAUUUCUUUAUUGUGUACAAAUAAAUUAUACAGUGCGCGCA